Paracoccidioides lutzii Pb01 is the source of this 1455-nucleotide messenger RNA. RefSeq lists its product as hypothetical. The transcript is spliced from 5 exons. Gene Ontology annotation, biological process: regulation of transcription by RNA polymerase II. The record is from RefSeq and is a predicted model, not a curated record. Bases 1 to 1455 code for a protein of 484 amino acids. Gene Ontology annotation, molecular function: RNA polymerase II transcription regulatory region sequence-specific DNA binding; DNA-binding transcription factor activity, RNA polymerase II-specific.
AUGUCUUCCGUUUCAAUUUAUACGCCCGCUACUGGCUGGUAUAACCAGCAGUUAGAGUCUCGGGAGUCCGUUACCCGGCGCUUUGAACAGUUUUCGACUGUUAUUAAAGGCUGCGAUUGUCUUGGGGCAGACAUUGUCGGCCAUGGGCACAUCGGCUUGAAGUUAAAUGUCCCUUUGAAUAGUUCGCCAAUCUUCGAAAUCAAAGAGGAUCCUGCCAUUGAUUCUAAGGGUGACAACGAAAUUGAGACGCACAAUGAAAUAAGGGAUGCGGAGCCGGAAGUUUGUCUGACUGAAACUGAGGAUAUGGAUGCAAAUUCAGAAUUAGUUUCUGCAAUGCCGUCAGUUUCCAAACGAUCAAGUUCUGGAAUCCCUUUGGCAUCGAAUUCUGGAAGUGCCAAGUUUGAAGCUUAUGGUGAUAUUGAUGAAGUCGGGGCCGAUUGGGACAACGAAAUAGAUGUAGGACUAGGCCACAAUCAGCUUGGACCCCAUGAGAAUCAUGAGGAGCAGCAACUGCAAGCUGAAGGAGAUAAUCAUUUGAAAACAACAGCUGAACUGCUGGCGGAGAAGAGGAAGAUGAAGCGUUUUCGACUGACUCAUAAUCAGACGCGGUUUCUGAUGAAUGAAUUUACUCGCCAAGCUCAUCCGGAUGCCGCACAUAGGGAACGCUUGUCGAAAGUGAUACCUGGUCUGAGUCCGCGUCAGGUGCAAGUCUGGUUUCAGAAUCGGAGGGCGAAGUUAAAACGUCUGACAAGCGACGAUCGAGAGAGGAUAUUGAAAUCACGGACGUUGCCUGAUGACUUUAACAUAGUUCAAGCCCUUAAUUUUUCCUUUGUGAACAAGGACCAGCCUUCAAGUCCUACAACUUCUCCUACCACACAAUCUUUCAAAUUCCGCCAAGGUACAGACACAUAUUCUCCCUUGAUAAUCGAUGCUGCCAGAAGAACACGUGAGGAAGAGUAUGUGGCGGCCCCUUUAAACACUACUUCCGUAUAUGGAGGCUAUUUCUCGUCAUCAACGUUCUCACCAGCUCUUCUCGGGCCAGAGCCCGAACUAUUUCCAAGCACAAUGGAAACCAAUAUAAGCCCAAUUUGCACAUCCGCCUCCAACCCACGUACAACAACUUCUCGAUGUAUGAAUAUGUUUAUACGAUCCAACAACUUCUCUAAUUCUUACUUUCGUAUUUCUCAUACUCACGUCCCUUAUUUGCCUCUCCAUGAGAUGGAAGCAAGGGAAAAUGCAGGGCUCUUGGCGUCUCCCCUGAGAGCAACCAUAUCGUAUGCUGAAGCCACUUUGGACUACGGGACUCCGGAUACUUCUUACACAGAAUUGGAUAUCCAUUACGGUGACCAGUCGUACGAUAGCUUUAUGUCGCAGAGAUUGGAGGAGAGCAGUUCGAGCAAAUCACUCAGCUUGGAAAACUUGAAAACCGAAAUCGGUGAGGGCAACGGUCCGUAA